AUGCGUCUCCUCAGCCUCCUGACCGCCGCCCUUAGCGGCAGCAUCGCCGCCGCUGCAUCCCUCCAACAGGUGAUCAGCUUCGGCGCCAACCCGUCGGGGGCAAAGAUGUACAUCUACGUGCCCGAUAAGGUGGCUGCGAGCCCGCCCAUCAUCGUCGCGAUCCAUUACUGUUCCGGGACUGCGAGCGCAUACUACUCCAACACGCCGUACAAGUCAUACGCGGAUCAGUACGGUUUGAUAGUUAUUUACCCUGAGUCGCCGUACAGCGGCACCUGCUGGGACGUGAGCUCGACGGCUUCGUUGACACACAACGGUGGUGGAAACAGCAAUGCGAUCGCUAAUAUGGUGACGUAUACUCUGAACCAAUACAACGGCGACAAGAGCAAGGUGUUUGUGACGGGCACCUCCUCUGGAGCUAUGAUGACGAACGUCAUGGCAGCAACCUACCCCGAGCUCUUCGCCGCAGGCAUCGCCUACUCGGGCGUGCCCGCCGGGUGCUUCUACACCGGCACCGUCAACGGCUGGAACUCGACCUGCAGCCAGGGCCAGUCCAUCUCUACGCAGGCCGUGUGGGCGCAGACGGCGCUCAACAUGUACCCGGGCUACUCGGGCGCGCGGCCCCGCAUGCAGAUCUACCACGGCAGCGCCGACACCACGCUGUACCCGCAGAACUGGAACGAGACGAUCAAGCAGUGGACCGGGGUGUUCGGGUACAGCCUGACGCCGCAGCAGACGCUGCCCGGGACGCCGAGCGGGCAGUACACCAAGUACAUCUACGGGCCGAAUUUGCAGGGCAUCUACGGGGCUGGGGUCGGGCACAGUGUGCCUGUCAUGGGCGCGGAGGAUCUCAAGUGGUUUGGGAUUACUGGCGGCUCCGGGACGACGACGACCGCAGCGGCGCCACCUGCGGCCACAACAACGGCGGCACCGCCGAGCGGGGGCGGAGGCUGCACGGCGAACCGGUGGGAUCAGUGCGGCGGGAGCGGGUUCAGCGGGUGCACUGUCUGCGCUUCCCCGUACACUUGCACUAAGGCCAAUGAUUGGUAUUCUCAAUGCUUGUGA
Colletotrichum chrysophilum is the source of this 1062-nucleotide messenger RNA. RefSeq lists its product as uncharacterized. Lineage: Eukaryota; Fungi; Ascomycota; Sordariomycetes; Glomerellales; Glomerellaceae. Gene Ontology annotation, biological process: carbohydrate metabolic process. The transcript has 3 exons. The record is from RefSeq and is a predicted model, not a curated record. Gene Ontology annotation, cellular component: extracellular region. The coding region runs from base 1 to 1062 and encodes 353 amino acids. Gene Ontology annotation, molecular function: cellulose binding; hydrolase activity.